AUGCAAAUCUUUGUAAAGACAUUGACUGGCAAGACCAUCACUCUGGAGGUCGAGGGAUCCGACACCAUCGAGAACGUGAAGACUAAGAUCCAGGACAAGGAGGGAAUCCCACCCGACCAACAACGUCUCAUCUUUGCUGGCAAGCAGCUUGAGGACGGUCGCACCCUCUCCGACUACAACAUCCAGAAGGAGUCCACUCUCCAUCUCGUGUUGAGACUCCGUGGAGGAAUGCAAAUUUUCGUCAAGACCCUUACCGGCAAGACCAUUACCCUUGAGGUCGAGGGAUCCGACACCAUUGAGAACGUCAAGACCAAGAUUCAGGACAAGGAGGGAAUCCCUCCCGACCAACAGCGUCUGAUUUUCGCCGGAAAGCAGUUGGAGGACGGCCGUACUCUUUCUGACUACAACAUCCAGAAGGAGUCCACCCUUCACUUGGUGCUCCGUCUGCGUGGAGGUAUGCAGAUCUUCGUCAAGACCUUGACCGGCAAGACCAUCACCCUUGAGGUUGAGGGCUCUGAUACCAUCGAGAAUGUUAAGACCAAGAUCCAGGACAAGGAGGGAAUCCCACCCGAUCAGCAGCGUCUCAUCUUUGCCGGAAAGCAGUUGGAGGAUGGCCGUACCCUCUCUGACUACAACAUCCAGAAGGAGUCCACCCUCCAUCUGGUGCUCCGUCUCCGUGGAGGAAUGCAGAUCUUUGUUAAGACAUUGACCGGCAAGACCAUCACUUUGGAGGUCGAGGGAUCCGACACCAUCGAGAAUGUGAAGACCAAGAUUCAAGACAAGGAGGGUAUCCCACCCGACCAGCAGCGUCUGAUCUUUGCCGGUAAGCAACUCGAGGAUGGCCGCACCCUCUCCGACUACAACAUCCAGAAGGAGUCCACUCUCCAUUUGGUCCUCCGUCUCCGUGGAGGUAUGCAGAUCUUCGUCAAGACCCUUACUGGAAAGACCAUCACCCUUGAGGUUGAGGGCUCGGAUACCAUUGAGAACGUCAAGACCAAGAUUCAAGACAAGGAGGGAAUCCCACCCGAUCAACAGCGUCUCAUUUUCGCUGGAAAGCAGCUCGAGGAUGGACGUACCCUCUCUGACUACAACAUCCAAAAGGAGUCCACUCUCCACUUGGUGCUCCGUCUCCGUGGUGGACAGUAA
Messenger RNA from Acytostelium subglobosum LB1, 1146 nucleotides. RefSeq lists its product as hypothetical. The coding region runs from base 1 to 1146 and encodes 381 amino acids. Gene Ontology annotation, molecular function: ubiquitin protein ligase binding; protein tag activity. The record is from RefSeq and is a predicted model, not a curated record. Gene Ontology annotation, biological process: modification-dependent protein catabolic process; protein ubiquitination. The transcript has a single exon. Gene Ontology annotation, cellular component: nucleus; cytoplasm. Lineage: Eukaryota; Evosea; Eumycetozoa; Acytosteliales; Acytosteliaceae.